This is a messenger RNA of Haliotis rufescens (red abalone), 4710 nucleotides long. RefSeq names its product 3'(2'),5'-bisphosphate nucleotidase 1-like. Gene Ontology annotation, molecular function: 3'(2'),5'-bisphosphate nucleotidase activity. Gene Ontology annotation, biological process: phosphatidylinositol phosphate biosynthetic process. The transcript has 7 exons. Lineage: Eukaryota; Metazoa; Mollusca; Gastropoda; Lepetellida; Haliotidae. The record is from RefSeq and is a predicted model, not a curated record. Bases 186 to 1148 code for a protein of 320 amino acids.
AGAACCAAGUCAUUUAUCUAACGAUGUCUUGAUGUGAACUUUGGACGUUAUAAUGACAGCGUGCGUGAGAAAGCCAUUCGAGUACACGAGCUGAGGUCUUCUUAUCUAUAUAUAGGGUUAACCCAAAACCGUUUCGAUCACGACUUAGAAAGCAUUCGCACCCGACUGUUUACCCGUGAUACAUCAUGGCCGCCACUGCUCCACUUCUGAUGCGGAUAAUUUCAUCCUCUGUUGCUGUUUCAAAGCGAGCAGGAUUAGUUAUUAGAGAUAUUCUCAGAAAGGGAGAUUUGGGGAUCGUCGAGAAGGGCAAGAAUGACCUGCAGACAGAAGCUGACAGGUCAGCUCAGCGGUGUAUCAUUGCAUCAUUGCACAGACAGUUUCCUAAAGUCGCCAUUUUUGGAGAAGAGCAACUGGAUCCAGCUGAGAAGAUCCCAGAUGACUUCGUCGAGACCGACAUGGAUGAAGAGGUCCUCAAGUUGGAGUGUCCUGAAAACCUGACCAACGUCCAGGAUGAUGAUAUUGUCAUUUGGGUGGACCCGUUGGAUGGAACAUCAGAAUUUACAAUAGGUCUGCUGGAUCAUGUGACAGUGUUGAUUGGUGUAGCAGUCAAGGGCAAGGCGGUUGGAGGAGUGAUAUAUCAGCCGUAUCACAAUUACCAGCUGGGGGAUGAAAACAACUUUGGGCGAUGUAUAUGGGGAAUUAUUGGUCUAGGAGCUUAUGGCUUUACAAAACAGAUGCCCCCAAAAGAUCAAAACAUCAUAACUACAACAAGAUCACACUCUACUAGAACUGUUACCGAAGCAGUAGAAGCAGUGGAGCCAACAGAGGUGGUGCGGGUAGGAGGGGCAGGGCAUAAGGUGCUGCUUCUGAUAGAAGGGAAAGUCCAUGCAUAUGUGUUUGCCAGCAAGGGCUGCAAGAAGUGGGACACCUGUGCCCCAGAGGCCGUGCUUCAUGCGAUAGGGGGGUCCCUGACAAACAUGCUGGGGGAACCCAUCUUGUACCAUCGGGAUGUUCAAAGGAAGAACUCCGAGGGGGUUCUGGCUACAUUAGCCAAUCAUGAGUGGUAUCUCAAUAAGAUACCCGAGGACAUUAAACAAGAGUUCCGACCAGAACCACCUGUCAGUGGUGACAGUGGAAGCAAGAUUUAGAACAUAGGAACACUUUAUAGGCUAUUAUUUGAUUAGGCAGCUGUGUAUUUUAAGCAUUCUAUAGAAAUCCUAGAAACCAGUUGUACUUGUAAAAAUCAAAAUGGUGAUGGUAGGAUUAAAAUAUUUCAAACUCAAAAUGGUUUCCUUUGUUGUUUAAUGGUGCUUAAAAUCAGAAUCUGAAUAUGUUAUUUGUAGAGGAAGUAAUUGUCAGUAUUGUGAUACUUGUAAAUUCUUUGAUACCUGUAAAAUGUUUUGUCAGGACAUUAUUUUUGUGAUAUUGUCUAAGGGCGUCUUUCAAUAGCUAACUUGUGAGUAUGACAUUUACCUCACCGCUGAAAUACCAAUGGCAACGACCUUCAUGACCCGUCUCUGGAGCAGGAUAUUGUUAUGAAUUUAGAAUACAAUGAUGGGUAGAGACUAUAUUACAAAAUAGAUCAGCAGGCAUUUUUUAGGUGGCCCUGUGGCAACAGUGUUGGCUUGCCCUGAUGGUAGAUCCGGUUUAGUUUCUUGUCCUUAGGCAUCAUUCAACAUCUGGUGUUCCUACCUGCUAUACCUGGCAAUGAUGUUGAUAGCGCAUAGGGUUUUUAGAGAAGAAAGUUUGUAUUUUUCAUAUUGCAUUUUUAGAUGUGUAUAGCAAAUGAUGUUUAGUAGACGGUUGCCUUUGAUAAGCCCUUGCUGACGGAUAUGUGGAUAUCACAUAAGAACAUUUGUAUUCAAGCACAGUUAUUUGUUAUGAUCAUACUGUUUGUUAAGCAGAGCUUUUAUAGUGGUACUAGGUAUGACAAUCAAAAAUAUAUGGUACCUGCUUUAGUUGCACAAAAUAGAUGGUACUUUUGAUACCACAGUUCCUGCAGUUAUUAUAUACCAAAAGUUUGUAAAUGUUAUAAGUUUAAUGUUGUUAGUUUUGCCUUCUUAAGAUGUGCAUAGAUGAAAGAUUUAAUAUUUACAUAUAUAUUUUCUAUCUAUACGCAAUACUCUUGUAAUGAAGACAUGGAGACAAAGGUAUAUCCCUGUAAAACAUUGGAUGAGAAGCCAUGUGAUUAAAUACUCCAAAGAUGUGGGAAUUUCAAAGAGAGCAGAUUUCUUCUGUGUGGAGAACAACCUUGGUUUGUAGCACACAGCUGCAGGAAAUCAGGAGUUGUGAAGAUGGAUUCAUAAACGAGUCUCUGUAUGGAUGUUGGUUUGAUACAUUCAGCUUUAUCAUGUUUAUGUAUCCUGGCCAGUAAUCACUCGUGUAGUGUCGUAUCACAAGCAUGUAUCACAAGACUGUAUCAUGUCUCACCGGUUGUACUGAGGGGACAGAUUCUCACACCUUACAUUCAGUUUCAGAUGAAUUCAUGGUAAAACAUUGUGUGUUUUUAGAUUUGCAAGUUUUAUUAAGUAUACUAUAAGUUGAAAUUUUAACAUUUGAAACCUGACUAACAAUGUCAGUUCCAAGUGAAAGAACAUUUAUAAACACUGUAAACAGUCAAACACAAUUUUAUCAGUAAGUUUCAAUUCUCUCUCUCUGUCUUUCCAAAUAUUGCCUACCAUUAGGCUCUAAAAUCGAAUAGGUUCUGUUUUAUGGUCUUGUUUAGUGUUGUUUAGCCUUGUCUGACCUAGUGAUAAAUACCCCGGUAUAAAUGAAGUAACUGAAAGAACCAGCAUAAAUAAAUUACUAACAUCAAUAUUUUAGUUAACAUGGUGGGUUCAAAGCAUUUUAGAAUUGUCUGGGACUGGUUGAGGGAAUGAGUGUGUGAGAGACCCCUCAGAUAAAUGUAACACCCAGUGCUAUGAUAUAUGAAAUGACAUAACCUCACUACAUAUAUAAUAUCACUGCCUAACUGUAUCUCACCCUAGUGCUAUAACCCAUACUGUUGCUUGUACAUCCCGUAGUUUCAUCUCAACUAUAUAUGUUAAUUUGUGAUGUAGUGUUACUAAAAUUUCAUGUAUUUUAAGGUUACAACUUACAUUGUUUUAUGCAGCCUGUAUAACUGUCGCACUUCUUCUCAGAAUAUGUCUCUGUGUACAUUUUAUUGAAUACAUACGGUAUGUCUUAAUUCUUGUGUGCAUAAUUCAUUUACAUUACAGUUUUUUUCCAACUGAAAGACUGAUUCCAGCACAAUGUAUAUCUGAGCAUUGGCUGGUUACAUUUUUUUAACAUUCCAUGUGAUUUUGUGCUGCAGAUUUAAUGUAGUGUUAGAUGUUGAAACAAAUAACACUCACUACCUUUAGUCACUAUGAGCUCAGGGCUUUGACAGUGUCAUCAAACUUGUCUAUUUCCGUUGUGUUUUCCUUAUUUUAGAUAUCGAAUUGUUUCAUUGUGAUUCUGUUUCCAGUUUCAAACUCCCAACAUGUUUAUGCCAAACCUAGAUCUAUUUUUAUUCCUAUCAAUGUACAUGGUGACCAAAUAUAUUUCUAGAUUAAUACAAAUGCUCAAAGGAUAAUUUAACUAUGGAAAAUAAUAAAUUUUGAAAACCAGGUAAUCCAAACCAUGAUUAUUGAAAACCUUUUUGGGAGAACCAGUUUAUUUGCAUUUUAUAAACAUGAAAUUUGUCAAUGCUUUUCAGUCCUGCCAGUCCAUAAUCACCUGUCACAAACCAAUCUUUAUUGACCCAAAUAUGACUUUCAUCUCACUCGUCCACUCUCUUUUGUUAGGACUUUCCUUGGAGGCCAUUUAGUAAUGAACUGCAAUUUACAUCAUUUCCUUGUUUGUUGUGAAGAUAUCUUUUCAGAAGUGGGUAAUUUGAAAAGACACCAACUUAUGUCUGUACAAGAUGUGUUGAUCAUUAAAUUGUAACUUGUGAAACCUGCUUUGUGGGUUAUUGUGUGCUUGGAAAGUCACACAUUUUAGCCAUGUCUCUAGCCGUCUUCCGACUGUGCUCACCGAUCAUACAUGUUUAUACACUUUGUAAUAAUAUUUUGUUAAACACGUUAUGCCAUUUAUUUGUUUCAACUGCAUAUUAAUGUGCCUUUUUUUCAUUUGCUUUUUGUGCACAAUCAUUCAAUAAUGUGCCUUCUUGUCAGUGUUUCAUAGUUAAGCCUGUCGGCAAGUGUUGCAAUGUUAUAAACCAGAAGAUACUUGGUCUGUGACUUGGAGUGUGUAUUUCUGCAAGAACAAUACCAAGGAAGUACCUGCACAUGGUUGUGAACAUAUUUGAUACAAUAUUGUUUCAAAGGAUUGUAUUUUGUCACAAACAUCGGGAGUUUUAGUUUCAAAAUGUUUCCCUUCUUGUGUGUCAAUAUGGACUUAACAUUGGAGUGCCAUUUUACAUAGCAAUUUAUGUAAACAUCUGUCAUGUAUAACCGUGUUUAGGAAAUACUUUUAGAGGAGAAAGAAAUUGAACAUGUAAGACGAUCUUAUGUAAUUGCUUGAAAUGCAUUUGAGAGCUGAUGGGAUCAGUUUUAAUGACGAUAAGAGACGCCUCUGAAGUCUUCCUUGGGAAUAAUUUUCUUUUAUCAUUUCAUACGUGAUCAGUCUUAUAGUUGUAUUUGGGUCCUGUCAUCAUUGUUGCUCUACUCAAGAUUAAGUUUUCAUUUUCUCCAUGUCGUUAAAGAUUUAAUCAAUAAAACGUAGAACUUC